AUGGUGCUCUCGUUCUUAUUGCUGAGUGUUCUCAGUAUAUCUGGGUCUGUGCUCGCCCAGAGUUCUUCUGGCUACACUGAUUCAGGAAAUGGUUUCGUUUUUCAAGGCUACACCGACCCGGUAUAUGAUGUCACUUAUGGCCUUGUAUUCCCCCCACUUGUCACCACUGGAACGAAUUCUACCGAAUUUAUUGGUGAAAUUGUUGCACCUAUCGGAGCUCAAUGGAUCGGACUAUCACUAGGCGGUGCUAUGCUCGACAGCUUGUUGCUAGUCGCAUGGCCCAACAUCAACUCAGUUGUGUUUUCGUCUCGUUAUACAACCGCUUAUACAGGUCCUAUCAUCACCAGCCUUCCAUCUACCACUGUCAACUCAACUCAUUGGAAAUGGGUGUUCCGAUGCCAGAAUUGUACCAGUUGGCAAGGUGGAAGCAUUAACUUGGGAGGGUCAAGCGCACUGGCUUGGGCAUACUCCAAUGUUGCUGUGAAUGAUCCUUCUGAUCCUCAAAGUAGCUUCCAGGAGCACACUGAUUUUGGAUUUUUCGGAGAAAACUUUGCUGCGGCACACAGCUCGAAUUAUAACAAUUAUCUCAACGGAGACCCAGGGACGACGAGCUCUGUUCCCACUAGCACUUCUACCGUAGUAUCUAGUACAACAACUUUAACUAGUCCCACUACUACUGCAACUCCUUACGACUACAUCGUAGUUGGUGCCGGUCCAGGGGGUAUAAUAGCAGCAGAUCGUCUUUCUGAAGCCGGUAAAAAGGUUCUUCUACUAGAACGCGGAGGACCGAGUACUGGGGAAACUGGUGGAACAUAUGACGCUGUCUGGGCCGAAGGCACUAAUCUGACUAAAUUCGAUAUCCCCGGAUUAUUUGAGUCCAUGUUCACUGAUUCUAAUCCGUGGUAUUGGUGUAAAGACAUCACUGUUUUCGCUGGAUGCUUGCUCGGAGGCGGUACUUCGAUCAAUGGGGCCCUGUACUGGUUGCCGCAAGACUCUGAUUUCUCGACUAGCGUUGGUUGGCCAAGCAGCUGGGGAAAUCACCAGCCGUACACAAAUAAAAUGGCUGCUCGUCUUCCCAGUACAGAUCAUCCAUCAACGGAUGGGUUGCGUUAUUUGGAGCAAUCAGCUACAGUUACGGCUCAACUUCUCAAUGGUCAAGGGUAUCGCAAUAUCACUAUAAACGAUGACCCUAACUCGAAAGAUCACUCGUAUGGUAACAGCGCUUUUGAUUUCAUAAAUGGCAAACGAGGUGGCCCUGUUGCAACGUAUCUCCAGACAGCACUAGCUCGUUCAAAUUUUGUAUACAAAGAUCACACCUUGGUGUCGAAUGUCGUCCGCAAUGGAUCUCAAAUCACGGGUGUGCAGACGAACGAUUCGUCUCUUGGGCCUAAUGGUGUUGUGCCUCUUACACCCAACGGACGUGUGAUCUUAUCAGCAGGGUCUUAUGGUUCACCUCGCAUCUUGUUCCAGAGUGGCAUUGGUCCCGCAGAUAUGAUUGCUCUAGUAGAAGGUAGUCCGACCGCAGCUGCUAAUUUGCCACCAUCAAGCCAGUACAUAGACCUCCCUGUUGGAUACAAUGUGUCUGAUAACCCUUCUAUUAACUUUGUUUUCACACACCCUAGUAUCGAUGCUUAUGACAACUGGGCGGAUGUGUGGACUGAUCCUCGUCCCGCUGAUGCGGUACAAUAUUUGAAAGAUCAAUCUGGAGUAUUUGCAGGUGCCUCACCAAAACUUAACUUUUGGCGCUCCUACACUGGCACUGACGACAAGCAACGAUGGAUGCAAGGGACUGUUCGACCUGGCGCCUCCGCUGUCAAUACAACUUAUGCUUACAAUGAUAGUCAAAUAUUCACAAUUACUACCUACCUAUCCCAAGGAGUGACUUCUCGUGGACGGAUUGGCAUCAACGCAGCUCUGACUGGACUGCCUCUAGUCAAUCCAUGGUUUACCGAUCCUGUUGACAAGUCCACCCUAAUAACUGCGCUCAAUGAUAUUGUUUCAAAUAUCAAUACUGUCCCUGGACUCACAUUAAUUACACCAGAUAAUCAAACUACGAUUACUGACUACGUUAACAGCUACGAUCCUGGGUCGCUAGAUUCAAAUCAUUGGGUGGGAUCAAACAGCAUAGGCUCAGUGGUUGAUUCCAAUACAAAAGUCUUCAGUACGAACAAUUUGUUUGUUGUUGACGCCUCUAUCAUUCCUUCACUGCCAACGGGAAAUCCUCAUGGAACACUUAUGUCUGCUGCAGAGCAAGCUGCUGCAAAGAUUUUGGCACUAGCCGGAGGUCCCUAAAUAAUAGGAUAUGUUGCUUGUGUCUAUUCAGGACUUGAAUACAUUAGCUUGUAUUAGUGCUACCCUCGGAAAAUGCUGUUCAGGUGGUUAUGAAGGUCUCAUGCCUCUGAUUGCAGGCCUGGUAACCUGAUGGUACGAGGAAUAUUACAUUGCCGUUUUGUUGAACACGAGGUCAUUGCCCGAGUAUGACAAAGGUAAGUGCCUUGUCCAAGUGCUUUCCCAGAGUGCUUCGAUGUUUCUGGCUAUUGAACUAUUACAUUCUUGGUCUUCUUGUUUCUAUUUACCUUGAUGUAUCCAUUGUACUAAUUGAUG
Messenger RNA from Serpula lacrymans var. lacrymans S7.9, 2604 nucleotides. RefSeq names its product cellobiose dehydrogenase (gene CDH2). Gene Ontology annotation, molecular function: oxidoreductase activity, acting on CH-OH group of donors; flavin adenine dinucleotide binding. NCBI's taxonomy places the organism in Eukaryota, Fungi, Basidiomycota, Agaricomycetes, Boletales, Serpulaceae. The transcript is spliced from 19 exons. The coding region runs from base 1 to 2292 and encodes 763 amino acids. The record is from RefSeq and is a predicted model, not a curated record.